Molecule: messenger RNA, 7911 nt
Organism: Gambusia affinis (western mosquitofish)
Lineage: Eukaryota; Metazoa; Chordata; Actinopteri; Cyprinodontiformes; Poeciliidae
Product: polycomb group RING finger protein 3
Exons: 10
Coding region: 305-1054 (249 amino acids)
Biological process (GO): regulation of transcription by RNA polymerase II
Cellular component (GO): PRC1 complex
Source: RefSeq, a predicted model, not a curated record
UCGUUCAUUUAGCCGAUCAAUUAAUAGAAAUUCCAAAACACUUGAACCCACUCACCCUCCCGUCUCACAGUGCGCAUGCUCAACUUUUCUCCCCAGAGUUUCGGCCUGUUCCGCCACCACUCGGUGAUUUUCGUCUCUUUGUUACACUGAUAGUGGAUUUAACUCGGAUUCAACCCAAACAUCCAGCGGACUGUGCGGCUCUCAAACAGGCUUUGAUGAGAGGCACUCCAUGAUGAGCAGCUAACGCUGUCGGCCGCACACUCGCAGGAAGAGACGUGGCUGCUGCUCCACCCACAGUCGACGCAUGGCGGUAUUAGGGAACCCCGACAUGCUGACGAGGAAGAUAAAGCUGUGUCACAUCAACGCCCACAUCACAUGUCGCCUGUGUGAGGGCUACCUGAUCGACGCCACCACCGUCACCGAGUGCUUACACACCUUCUGCAGAAGCUGCCUUGUAAAGUAUCUGGAGGAGAACAACACGUGCCCCACGUGUAGGAUUGUUAUUCAUCAGAGCCAUCCACUGCAGUACAUCGGCCAUGACCGAACAAUGCAAGACAUCGUCUACAAGCUGGUACCGGGACUUCAAGAGGCGGAGAUAAAGAAGCAGAGGGAUUUCUAUCAGAAGUUGGGCAUGGAGGUGCCUGGGGACAUUAAAGGAGAGCUGUGCAACAUGAAGACUCAUCUAGAUCAGCGAAACGGCGACACAAAAUCAGAAGAGACGGCGAAUAAGGAGGCCGGAGAGGAGAAGCCAGAGGAGGACAACGACUAUCACCGUAGUGACGAGCAGGUCAGCAUCUGCCUUGAGUGCAACAGCAGCAAACUUCGAGGUCUGAAACGUAAAUGGAUCCGCUGCUCAGCACAAGCCACCGUCCUCCACCUCAAAAAGUUCAUCGCCAAAAAGCUUAACCUGACAUCGUUUAACGAGCUGGACAUUUUAUGCAACGAGGAAAUCCUGGGAAAGGACCACACUUUGAAAUUUGUUGUUGUGACAAGAUGGAGAUUUAAGAAAUCUCCACUCCUGCUCCAUUACAGACCGAAGAUGGACCUGCUGUAGCUACAACGGACACAAUGGUUGUUUUAUUUGGAUCCUUUUGGUCGGCUCCUUCGCCGCAGUGAAACUUUCUUCUUUUUAUUUUGAUUUUUUUUUUAUUAUUAUUUAUGCAAAGACGAUCAAUCAACACCAAGCAAACACCUGACGUCAACAAAAGCCAGCAAUUCGACAUCUAAUGAGACAAAAACUGGCACAGAACCUGCAACACCGGCGCGAUUUUACAAACUAAAACAACCUUUUUCUUCGUCUGCUACAUCCUACAUAUGUGAACAAAAAGAGAAAAAUGGAAAAAAAAGGAGAGAAAAGCAUAUAUUUAUACUUUUGUACAGAAAAGACAUGAACCAAGACACUACUGGUGCUCUGUUUACACACAAACAAGAUGUCGGGAGUCAUCUGAACAUGUUUUUGAGCUUCAUCCUCCUCAGACGAUGACUGACGGGAGAGGAAGGUCUUUUUUUUAUAUAUAAAUAAGAAUAUACAUAAAAAGGCGUCUUUUCACAACACAACAUGUUCUGGGAGCACAGAAAGUUUAUGGAAAAGUUAUAUAACAUCCAUUAAUUUUAGGCUGAUAAAUCAAUUUCCUCUGAAUUGUUUUUUUAUUAUUUUAUUUCCAUUAUGUCUGAUUUGGAUUCCUGAUGAUUGUCAAUUGUGAAUAGGCUUUUUUUUUGUGUGUAGUAAUUUAUGUUCGAUAUGCUGAUAUUGUACAUAAAAUGUCAUUACAGAGAGAUUGAAGAGAGACUUUAGACUGUUAAAUAGAAAAGAGAGUGGAUCCCUGAAGUGCUAUCUAUAUGGUGAUAAAGACAGACUUGCUAUCAGUAUCAGAUUAUAUGAAAGCAUCUUUAUGUUGUCUGACAAGGACACAAAACAGCUUAUAUCAAAUCUGCAACCAUUUAUGUGUUUGUGGGGUCUGAAUAUGUGAAUUGACUUUAAGGAGGAAAACUGUCCCCAGCUUCAAGCUCAUGUAGAGAAAAAGGCGUUUAAGAUGUCGUGGUUUAGGCAGAUUGAAGCCAUUUAAAUGUAGUUUUCCUCACACUAAGCAGUCUUUAACAUCCGUCCUCGUGUUCCUGCACUUUUUUUAGCAGCAGAAAUUUACAGAGGGGGAUUAGGGCCACUGAAUUAAAAAAAUUAAUAAUUCUGAUUUAUGAUCUUAGAAGAUUGAAGUCAGAAAUCCGAAGGAAAAAACAAAACUGGAAUCUGACGAAAGUCAGAAUUCUGAGAAAGAAGCCAGGAUUAUGAGAUUAAAGUCCAAAACAUGCUAAAAGAAAAAUCAGAGAAAAAUCAAAACAAUCUAAAAGCUAGGAAGAAAGUCAAAGAUCCCAGAUGUUUGACUUUUUACACAGAUAGAUAAAAAUAAUAAAAGAUAGAUAUUUAUAUCUAAGUAACUUUAGACUAAAGUCAGAAAUAUGAUAAGAAAAUGUCAGAAGUCUCAUGUUAAAAUAAAAAUUAUGAGAUCAAAGUCAGAAUUCUAAUUUAAAAAUCUCAAUUCUGAGAUAAAAGUUGAAAUUCUGAGAUUAAAGUUAAAAAUCUGAGAUUAAAGAUGGGAUUUUGAAGAAAAAAAAGACAAAAUUUUGAGGAGUUUUGACAGUUUUGACCUUAAAUUCAGAAUUCUGUGGAAAAGUCAGAAUUAUUUUUAAUUUUUUUCAGUGUACCUAACCCUCUUCUGUAGAAACUUAAUUUCUAAGGGUUUUUAUAAUCUGGACUCAUCAGCUCCACUUGCAGCUUUUUGGUGUUUAAAUGUGGACAAAUUUGGGAAAAAGGCAUUUAAAAUAAGAAACACUUCAGAAUGGUCGUCUCGCUGUCGCAUCUUUUAUUCUCACUCCCAGCUGGAGAAGCUGCACAGUCUUCUGAUUCAUUCCUGAAAAAUUUAUUUGACAUUUCAGUUUUUGUUUCUGCCACAAGUAUUGGGAUUUAAAAAAAAAUUUUUUUUUGCAGGACAGCCAGCAUUCAAGAACACAAAUUCAGGUUUUAACAGGGGCUGAGGCAUUACUUAGAGCAUUUUAAUAUUGAAAUUGAGAAUAAAAUGACCACAGCUGGGUCGUUUGGUGCUUUUUAAAUGUGCGUUUGUAAUAUUAAGGAGAUUUAUUCUGUAACCACAUUCUGUUCUUAACUGUGUGAUGCAGCAAAUCUUCUAAAGUUCUUCUCUUAAAUCCCCAGAUCUUAGAAAAGUUUCUUGCUUUUCUGUUUUUCCCAAGCAAAUGCAGAACCGUCACCUUUUCACAUGUGAAAUGUUUUAUUUAGAUGCUUCUUCAUGAUGGGGAAUAACUGAAAUGUUAUUUAAAAUCAUUCAAGAAGUUAAACUGAUAUUUGUUUUUAAGGAUUACAACUUACACAAUAUUUUCACUUUCUGAAAGUGAAAAUUUAUUCACUCAUUCAUGUAAAAAUACAUGAAUGAAUGUAUUUUUAUCAUUUCAACAAUAAUACCAUUUACUGACAUGCACUGUGUCUCCAUGGCAACAAAUCCAGACAAACGCAGCUGACACAUCUGCACCAUUAAAGCACUCACAGCAUGGCUGCUCAUUGUUUUUGGUUUCUGUGAAGCCAUUUUAUUAGAAAUGCAUCAAUUUACUUUUAUUAUUAUAGUCAUUAAAAUAUGUUGUAAAACAAUAUUUAGGAGAUUUGACCGUGAAAAAAUAAGGAACUACAGCCUUUUGUGCAUCAUCUUCUGCCACACUUUUUCCUUCCACUUCACUUUCCAUUAACAUCCGUCCAGAUGCAUCUCAAUAAAUAAGUCUAUCUAUGUAACUUUAGACUAAUUACAUCUGUACUGAUGUUUUCAAGCCUUUAUUUCUGUUAAUUAUGAUCUUUUUUUAAUUUACCACUCAUGAAAACUCAUUUAAUUUCUUAAGCUUCUCUAGCAAUAACUUUCUGUGGCAUUUCUUUUUAAACCUGUUCUCAUUUUUACUAAACACAGAAUAUAACAUCAGAGAACAAUCUAUCAUUUUAUUUGCCAUAAAAAAAGUGAAUUUUGAUGCAUUUUUAUGAACAGAAUUUUUUUUUCAUUGCACAAUUUGUGGCUGCUUUACUAACUACAAAACAUAAUCAAGAAAAACUAGGACCUAAACAUCAAAUAAUUACCAUAAAUAAACAAAAAUGUACAAAAUUAUGUUCACGGUAAAAAUUCAGUAUUUAAAAGUUCUUUAUUUGCCGUUUUUCACUUUUUGGCAAAUUUGAUUAAAAUUAAAAACAGCGACAAACUUUAUAUUUUAUGGGAUUUUUUGUGGGAAACUCGGUUAUGAAAUUAAGUUUCAAAUACUUUUAAUAGACUUGGAGGAAUAUUUUCAAUCAGAAAAAGUUAUUCUUGAAAUGGCUUUUAAACCAAAAACAAUGAGCUAACAGGACUAUUUUUCUUUUUCUUGGUAAAACACUUAAAUUGACAUUUUCUGUACUUCCAAAUCUCUUUUUAAAGGUGUUUUUUUCUUCCCUACUUCAAUAGAAACUCUAAGUUUGCAUCACAGCUGCUUUAUUUACACAUUCAUUUUGUUAAACGGUAAAACUGUUCAGUUCGUCGACUCUGGGCUUUUAAAUAUCUGUUUUGUGUAUUCCAGCUUCUCCUCAUCUUUGUUGGUUUCUGCUGAACUUUUUCUGUUUUCCUUGAGGUACAUCAGCUCUUCUUCAGGUGAAGAAGCUGUAAAACAUCCAACAUGGUGCUGCUGUGACUAGAAAACAAGGAAAAUCCGCAAGAACACAAAAUAUUAUAAACUAGUUUUUAAUAGUUUCUAGUGCAAAUAUCUUGGCUCACUUGAAUUAAGACAAAAUUAGCCUACAGGUAAUUAUACCAAGAUAUAAGAGCUUGUUUCAGGUCAAUAAUGACUAAAUAUUGAUGAAAACGUUAUGUUUCCACUGACAAAUUAUUUCACCUGUAACAAGACCUUUUCCCAUGUUUCAAGUGAAAUAAACUUCCAGUGCGACUAUUAUUAUUAUUUUAAUUUACUUAAAUCAAGCUCAUAGUUUUAGUUUCCAAAUUUCAAGUGUACUAAGAUAUUUGUACGGCAGCGUUUUAAACCUGUAAAAGAUAGAAAAAUAGAGGAAUAAAUUUCCACCCAAAAAUUCAGAAAUUUUUAGAUUAAUUUAAGAAGUUUUCUAGAAAAAACGAAAAUUCCAAAUUUUUUCUAGAACUUCUGAUAUUAAUCUUAAAAUGUUAGUUUUUUGGCAGAAAGUUUUUCUCUCUUUCUCUCUCUUUUUUUUAUCUACAGUUGCUCUUGGACACCAUCAUAUAUUUGCACUAGAAACUAGACCAAAACUACUUGGGUCAGUUUUGUGUUUAUGCCGUGAGAAUGAACCACAAAUGCCUCACUUGCCCGUUUAUUCCUGCUGUUUCUGCUGUAAUUGAGGGAACUCAGUUUGAGAAGUUAACGGUUGUCAGGUGGUAUAAUUUUUCAAUGUGGUGCAUCUGAAAUAUUUAAGAUUAAACAGCUUUAGGUUGUGCAGUGGAUUGAAAAAUAAUUUGUGGACAAAUACUAACACAGUUUUUUUGUUCAAUGGUGAUGGAAAAGGUGGAGUUUUCCCUCACAGUGACGGUCAGACUUCAUCACUGGUGCUUUCUAUGGUGCUAACAUUCCCUCAUCUCCAAGUUUUCCUGCACAAAUCCAGUCCGCGACGAAAAGGCGCUGUGCGAAACGUCACCUAUUGGUUUUUGUUUCUGGUGUCGUUUCUCGUCGGUUCUGCCUCUCUGUGCAGAUAAAGGUGCUGUUCCCCUCCCUCGUUCCUCCGUAUUGAUUUGUCUGCUUUACCCAGCUGCUGCGAUUGAAAGCCAAGGGGAUUUUAAACAAGUUGAGGCCCGAUGAGGCGGAUUCUGUGAGAACUAAAAGUAAAGUGGUGAGAAAUUAGAUGUGCUGGCACCAAUUUCAUGGCUCAAAUAGAAAUCACACUUUUUAUGGGAUUCUUUGGUGAGAUGUUUGCACCAGUCAGAUUGAGACUUGCUUGGUUUCAAAUCAGCUGGUUCGGUUUUAACAUCCCAGACUUUCUGCGGCGCUCUGGGGGAAAUCUGAAUUAUUAUUUUUUUUUAAUGGAUUCUGCUGAUAAGGUUUUCACUCCCAGCUGACUGGAACAGAUCGAUGUUUAGCUCUUUAUUGGGACCAACAUUAAGACAUGCUGCUUGUCAGAGGUUCAUGGUAGAGCUAGCUCAGCUGCAGAUAAACAUUUUAAUAAAAGGUCUUCUAUAAGGUUAUUCUGCUGUCUCUCUUGCAUUAAACAAUAUUUCCUCAAUGAUUCUGGCUGCAGACUGAACUUUUAAACAGACUCUGCUGUGAAAUAAGUCUCCACUUUGAAAGUGUGGAAGGUUUUGUUUAGCUGUUACUGAGAAAAUGCAAAAAUCAGUUUUCAAACUAUGAUUUAUUAUUUUAAAAAUCCUAUCUAAAGCUGACUGACUCACCAUAAACCUUUAGUUUCCUCAUUACCAGAAAGCAUUGCAGAGCUUACAUUUCAUAAAUCAUUUUAUUUAGCCAUAUUGCCAGAUUUCAGUUAUUUUGAAGUCCACACUUUGACUAGGACUCUCCAACACCCCUCCACCCCCUUUUUUUUAGUCAUUACUAUUUUUUAUGUACAUUUUUGUUACUGUUGUUUUAUCAGACACUCGGAUCUGGACUUUCUGGUGUGAUUGCCAGGAAUGUUCCUCUACUACACUGCAAAAAAGAAACAAAAAUGGUUUUAUGUCUAAGUACACUUAAAAUUACACAAAAUUAACUUACAAAUAACUUUUCAGCAAGAUACAUGAGCUUGUUUUAGGUCAAUAAUUCAUUAAUAUUUAUUUUAAAAAAGACAGAAUAUUAGGACUAUCAUAAGAAUAAAUAAAAAAAUAAAAUUACAAGGGUGAAGUUGAAAUAAUGAGAAUAAAGUCGUAAUAUUUUAAGAGCAGUUUAAUAUUUCAAGAAUAAAUUUAUGGAAAUAAACUUGCAAUACUAUGACUUUAUUCUUGCAUUAUUUUUGAAUUCUUGUAGUUUUAGUACCUUUUUCUUAUUACUUUGGCUUUAUUGUUGUAAUCUUAAAACUUUAUUAUUGAAAUAUUACAAUUUAAUUCUGGUUAUGUUUUUUCUUUGUGCGGUCCUAAUACUUUAUGAUAGUUUGAUUUUUCUACUCAAUAAAGGAAAUCAUAAUUUGAAAACUGCAUUUUGUAUACAUUUUUUUGUCAGAUAUUAAAACUGGCUUGAUUUUCUGAAACAUUUAAGUCAAAAUCAAAAUAAAUCUUUGAGAUUUGUUAUUUUCACAUCGCUACAAAUUAUUGCUAUAAAUUCUUGAUCAAAGGUGAACUUGUUGUUUUUAAAUUAAACAAAAUUUCUUCCAGAUCUGUGGAGAUUUUCUCUAAAUUUGAUCACUUUUAAAAUGUUUCUAUCUCUGCUGAAGGAGAAAUUUUUAACUUGCCAUGUUUUGUCUGUUUCUUUGCGACUGAGUUUUCCUGUAGUGUUUUAAUGUUAACAAAAUUUUCCCUUUGUGAGCGCAGAAAAAGAACAUGUGGUUUAUUCUAUUUGCAAACAAAGUGUGCAAUAUACCUUUUCCAGACUGUUUCAGCCCCAUUGUCUGUUUUUUGUUUAGUUUUUUUGCAGCCAGCUCCUCAGGUCUCUAAAUGCCUUCUGGUUCCUCACGUUGAUCAGGAAAUCUCACACUAAUCCACCCAAAACACAGAGAUAGAUUUGGACUGGAUUUUAUUUCACUUUCGUUUCCUUUUCCUCCUGCAGGUUAACUCAGGCACUUAUUUGGUGUCCUUGUCCUUGUAUUAUUUAUUGCACAUUUUAUGAUCUGGUUUACACUUAAACACAAGAUGUAUCGUGGUUUAGGAUUGGGCUGGAAUUUCUUACAUACAAACCUACAGAAGCUUUUGUCAAACCAUAAACGUGUAUUUCAUCAAUAAAUGCCUUUUAAAAGUA